UUCUCAAUGCUGCUCAGGCACGGAUAUAUGUUACAUGGGAUCUACGCCAAGAAAGUCCCAAAUGUUUCCCUUUCAUUCACACUCGUUCAAGCAACGCAGACAUUUCCAUGAUACGUAAGCCUCGAACACUAAACUUACGAUAAACGUACAAUUUCUCCAAGUUCUGCGUUUCUUUUACUUAUGCACUGCACUGUACAGUCUUCCGAGAACAACAGAUAUCCUCUUUUUCUACGAGAUCCAUCAUCACAGGUCUCAAAAUUGGAGCCUACCCUGAUCCAAUCCAUUUCACAUCUUCAUUUUUGAAACACCCUAUAACGAACGUUACUGCAUUUUGUCUUGGUUCUUCACCGAGUAAAUUAAUUUGGCUCAAAACUAGUGGCGCGCUCUUGUGAACACGGCAAUGAACAUCCGGGUUCCAUAAGAGACGGGGAAUAUCUUGACUAUCUGAGCAAUUUUUUUAAAAAUGAAAGUGGUUUCAUGUUCUGGGAUACCGCGACGUCUUACAGAAACUGACGAAACGUCCUGAUGAUGGAGGCAUUAAGCACCUAUGAAACGUCGGCCAAUUUCUACCAGACUACACGGCACAAAAUCCCAGAAGACAGCCAUGUUUACAUUCGCCUCCGUGAGAAACCUAACCUCACAAAAGUAACUUUGUUUAUUAAUUUAAAAAAAACUGCCCCCCACUCCGAGUGAUGUACGAGCUGACAGGGUCGUGUACCACAGGUUGCACACUGCGGUAAGUGCCAGGAAGGUGGAAGACGUAUAAAACGAUGAGAAAGUGAGGCACUCGGCUUCAGUCAGAUUCCUGUCCGCCUGCGUGCAUAGUGGAGUCUGUGUGGUUCGCGAGAUGCUCACAAGAAGGACGGUGGCGCUGGCGUCACUACUGGUCAUUGCCCACCUCAUGCACAACGAUGCGAAGAAAACAGAAGACGUAAGGAGUUCGCCUUCGCCUUCGUCUUUACAGUUUCUCGGAAACCCAGGAACUAGCUACGCGGAACAAUCUUUAUCUCGUGUAAGUCAGGCAGCAGAUGAAGAUGGCUACAGGAGUCACCCUGACGCGACGGUGGCCAUCACAGGGCUACCAUUUCAACGACAGAAACAGCAGCGCGAAGAACAGGGAGACGAUUUUAGCAGACAGGAUCCUUCGGUGUCUGCCCGCUCAGAAGAUGAGCUACAGGCAGACAGCGGUACAGGCGUCGGCUCCGUGGCUCGUAAACGGAGGGAAACCGGCGACUCGUCCGAGGCGACGGGAUCCGAACCCGAGGCAGAUUACAGAGAUGACGGGGACACGUACCUCGAACCAGACGACAAGCUCAACGGCGGCUCAGAAGAGAACGCGGAAGCAGUUCCUACGCAAGACAGGAAGGAAGCUGAUGUCGUCAGCCUGGGUCAGCACUUCUUCCCGUCAUUUGCGCCAAUCUUUCCUGCGCCUCCACCUCUUGGUCACUCGCGCCCCUCGAUCUUCCAGGAACCGGCCCACAGCCAGCGACCGGCGCUGUUGAGGGCUCAACAUAACACUUUCCAGCCGAUCGCUUUUGGCGGAGGGUCAUUCAGGGACAACCAAUAUAUUCACGCGGCUUCUGCAGAAACCACGAGCAACAGUCUCUUGGGUUCCGGAAACUUCGGAGUAAUCCGAGGUGGAACCUUCUACAACGACGAUGACCAGCGGGAAGUCCCCGAGUACGAAGGGAGGGGGAAUCACCAGUUUUUCAGUCCGUACUACCACAGCAACAACGGCCACGGUCGACCGGCCUUCUACGGCGGAGGAGGCGCUACCAAUCCAAGACCACAGCAGCAUCGUGGAAAUGAUUUCUUUGCAAACUUCCGGGACUUUGCCGACAUCAACGCUCCCACAAAGUCUUCAUUCUCAGAGUACGUCGUCGUGUACGUCAAUAAGAACGCUAGCAGGCAUGACGAUGGCAGCGACAAGCAGGCAUCAGCACCUGGGGAUUCAAAACCCAAGAACAUCAUCGAGCAACUUACAAUGUUGGAUAAAGAAGACCAAGAAACGCUCGCAAUUCCUGAAGACGAGGAACGUGUAACACCGCCCUCUGACACACAGCAGGCAAAACCAGACAAAAAGUCUUCAAGCACGCUUUCAACCGCUAAAUUAAAACUUGCCUUAUUUCAAGACAAAUUCAAUAAGCAAAAGAUUAAAAACAUAAAAGCUACUUCGCCAUCGUCAUCCCCA
Molecule: messenger RNA, 2191 nt
Organism: Zootermopsis nevadensis
Lineage: Eukaryota; Metazoa; Arthropoda; Insecta; Blattodea; Termopsidae
Source: RefSeq, a predicted model, not a curated record